Molecule: messenger RNA, 2121 nt
Organism: Alosa sapidissima (American shad)
Lineage: Eukaryota; Metazoa; Chordata; Actinopteri; Clupeiformes; Clupeidae
Product: tumor necrosis factor receptor superfamily member 14-like
Exons: 9
Coding region: 50-985 (311 amino acids)
Biological process (GO): negative regulation of alpha-beta T cell proliferation; positive regulation of peptidyl-tyrosine phosphorylation; defense response to Gram-negative bacterium
Cellular component (GO): external side of plasma membrane
Molecular function (GO): protein binding
Source: RefSeq, a predicted model, not a curated record
AUGACAAAAAAAAUAGCCUAUACACAAAGCCCUCUUAAGGUGGACCGGUAUGUAUGGAGAAAGGGGACACGAUAAGACCAGAGUAAUUUUAUCGUCCAGAAAUCCUGAUCGUACGGUGUUACGUGAGCAAAAUGAUAUGGACCUCUUGAUAAUUGGGUUUCUAAUAGCAAUCUUCGAUGUCUGUGCAGCUGAGGUUUGUGGGCCUGCUGAGUACAAGAAUAAUGGCGGCGAGUGUUGCCCAAUGUGUGGGAAAGGAUAUGUUGUUCGUAGAGAUUGCACAGAGAUGUCCAGUACCACAUGCAUACCUUGCGUUGGAGACACAUACAUGAGUGAACCUAAUGGCUUAAGUAAAUGUUUUAAGUGCAAAUCCUGUGACAUGAAUCAAGGUCUGUAUAUACAGCAGAAGUGCACAACAUUUACUGAUGCUGUGUGUGCCGUGCUUUCUGGAUAUUACUGUGAGAGUUACACAGAGGACAAUGAGUGCACGUUUGGAGUGAAACAUGCAGUGUGUUCUCCAGGUCAAGGUGUUAAAAGUCCAGGAACAUACAACAAAGAUACUGUGUGUGAGGACUGCAAAGAUGGCUACUUUUCCAUAUAUGGAAUAAAUUGCACAGAACAUACCAACUGUGUUUUUCAUGGUAAAGAGCUAGAGGAAAAAGGAAGUCCUACCAAAGACAAUAAGUGUAGGAAUACUCCGAGAAGAAGAGUUUUGCUGAUCGUGCCUAUAGUAUUUUUAGUUUUUGCUAUCCUUUUUCUACUGCGGAAGCAACUAUAUAAUAUUUGGAAAGUUGCUCAAACAAGGAACACAGCAGUAGAAUCAACAACAGUUGAACAGCAACAAGUCUUGUCCUUGCCAACGCAGAUGAUACCUGUACAGGAAUCGGGUGAAUGUCCAGACCCACCCCGAGACCUACCAGUAGAAGAUGAAGAUAGGAGUAUGGAAGGACUUUCACCACAGAGAAGAAUGCCUUCAUCACUGUCAUAAGAUGAUGAACUGGUUGAUGGACCAAGCAAAUGAACUCAAUGAGGUCUUUAUUCUGGACUGUAGAAUAAACUCAUGGAGCCACUUCUUCAUGAGGUGUGGGUGAGACGGGGUGUGAAAAACAGCAUGAACAUCAUGCUGAGUCUAUAAUGCCUAUGUCACACCUUUUUUAACAAGCUGUUGCCAUGUAGAAACUACAUCUAAUACCAAUUAACAACCACUAAUCCGCCUCCUUCCUAACUCUGUCUUUACACUUUGCAGUUGGUAACCUGAAUUUUAAUUCAGUAUCAAACCACCUAAAUUCCACUAUUCUAUUAGACUCGGUGGAAUGCAUAUAUGACGAACCAAAAACCAAAACAUAGCCUAUAACAUAGGUGGGGCCAACAUUUUAUUACUCCAUGUGACAGGAAAUUACAAAAGUGGUAACUUUUUAAGGCUUGUAUGUGACUUGCAAUGGCAUCAUCCAUACAUCCAUCCAUCAUACAUUGUCCCUUAACUCCGCCUGGUGAGACAAUGCCUAGCCGGUCCCAAGCCCGGAGUAAGGAGGAGGGUGGGGCAGAUGAACUGCAGGACAUCAGAUCAACUUUCUCUUGGAGUAAAGACUUGGCCAAGACAAUAUGAACAGAGCUGAAUAGUGAGAUUAAAGGUCAUUGAUCUCAUGACCAUGGCAAAAAGUUGGUGCAUCAUCAAAUGCAUCCCACUCUCCCGUACUCCUGAAGCAACAUUGUUGUUGGACUAGAAUGCCGUGAAGGAGGAAAUAUGGACGGACAGACAAAGAGACCAAGGAGCUGAUGAAGUGGAUGGUUUGGAAUAGAUUUCCAGUUGCAUAAAUAACUCUUUAUCUGGUUUGAUGGCAUAUUGGACAAGGAUUUUUCCAGAACAUCCAGUUGGUAAAUGGAAAAUGGAAGUAAAAGUAAAAGUACUUACUAUUGAAACUUGCAUAAGCGCAUCAUUUGAAGACAAUAUAUCUGUGUACAUGCUUCUGUGUAGUUUAAAUCAUUAAUGGACUUGUCAUACCAUGCAUUUUCCACCAAACAUUAAAUGUAAUUAUUGUUUAAAAGUAAAAUGUAAGGACUGUUUCAAAUCUGACUGUUAUUAACUUUAACUUCAAAACUUAAAAUGACCUUUCCUGUUGUCUC